UAGUACAAUAUUAUACUUUAAUUUAUAUACCUAUAUAAAAAAAUUAAUCGUGGGCUAAGAUUUCAAUAAUUAAAGUUGCCAAAAUGAACACUGUACGAAAACUAAUGCCGCUAUGCUCAAAACAAGUAUUUUCAGGUAAAAGAUUCAAUUCAAAUGAUUUAACAAAUGAUGAAAACAAGAUUUUAUACGAAAAAUUAUUGAAUAAAAACUAUAAUAGUGAAAAACAUACAGAAGCGAGUUCUUUUGCUAAAUGGGUAACACCUCAUUAUAAAUUUGGGCCUUCGCGUGUCAUGAAUUAUGAUUGGUCUAUAAAAUCCAUGUUAUCCUGGUACAAAAGAAAAAGAGUUGAAUUUCACAAGUACAAUCAACGUUACAUAUCUGAACGAGUAAAAUCACUUGGAAGUGAUAUAGCUAUAUCACAUUUUGUUGUUUAUCGAGGAGGUGCAAUAAGAUUUCAAGGACAGGAUAACUUUAUCAGAUGGACUAAUAAAAAAGAAGAGUACUAUGUCGAUUUACCACAAAAUUACGACCCAAAUUAUUUUGUUGAAGCUAUUGAUGUAUCAGACUUAAUGUUAUAUUACCAAGGACUAGAAAACUUUAAAAAUCUAUUUAAAUUGAAAUGGUUAAGUUUAAGAAAUAAUCCUGUUCUGGACAAUUGGUGCCUGGAUUACAUAGGGCAUGCAAUACCUAAUUUGGAAUAUUUGGAUAUAUCUAACUGUCCUCAAGUAACAGCUGCUGGAAUAGCUGGACUUCAAAAACUAACUCAACUCAAAAUAUUAGUGAUAAAUAGUAGUGAUGUAGAAAUUCAAAUGGCAUGCUUUGCAUUGGAAGAUAUAAUUCCUGGAUUAUUUGUUGUGAUUCAAGAAAAUAAAGAUACUAAUUACAAACAAAUGGCAAAAAUGUAAAUAUUAAUGAAAUAUAGUAAAAAUAAAUUGAUUG
Messenger RNA from Melanaphis sacchari, 939 nucleotides. RefSeq names its product distal membrane-arm assembly complex protein 2. Bases 84 to 905 code for a protein of 273 amino acids. The record is from RefSeq and is a predicted model, not a curated record. Lineage: Eukaryota; Metazoa; Arthropoda; Insecta; Hemiptera; Aphididae. The transcript has a single exon.